UCAAGAGUGACUGAGUGAGGGAGGUAACUGUAGGCGCUGUUUAUAUCCUCGUUUGUUUAAAAGCGUGAAAUUUCACCACGACUUCUCUCUCGUUCACGGAUAGCUGAAAAGUAAGUGUCGCCGCCGAAUGACUUUAAUUCCGUGAAGUGAGAGGACACAGAAGACCGCUUUCGAGAAGAUGUCUCACAUACUUGUACCGACGUAGGGGGAGUGUGCAGCAGCAGUUGGCUUGACUUGCUAGCUAGCCCAGUGAGUGGAGGGCUGCGGGCCCUCCUCAGCCUAAAGUAGCUUCUGCAGCUGGGCAACACACUCUGCGACAACGGCCGUUUGACAACUGGACAACCGGGACAUUAGCAGGCCGGUCCGGACUGACCGAAAGCUGGAUUAUUCAUCGUACCGGUCCGGCGUUAGAAGAGUGUUAGCCACAUUGCUGGACAAGACGACGUUUGGUUAUGAGCUCCUGAAACUCAACAGAAAGCCGAGAGAGGAAGAGGGAUGGCGCAGAUUCAUCUCGAUUACAGUUAGCUGGUAACGUCAAAUAAAUGAAAGUGUGCUGUUUAAUAUGAUUUAACCUCUUGAGAAGCUGCAACCAGCUCGUCUCUUUCAACGGAGAAUACACAUAGCCAUACUAGACUCGGAAUCAGGCUGUCAGUAUGUCGAAAAUGCCGGCCAAGAAAAAGAGCUGUUUCCAGAUCACUAGUGUGACACAGGCCCAGGUGGCGGCGAUAGGUGCCACGGACGACACGGAGAGCCUGGACGACCCAGACGAGUCACGAACUGAAGAUGUAUCUUCAGAAAUAUACGAUAUGUCACGGGCCGAGUACGAGCCAGCGUGUGACAGGAGUUCAUCAGAAGAAGCCCUGAAUAAUGUUGGAGAGCCAGAGGCCAGCAGUGUUAUGGCACCAGUACACAUACCUCAAGCCGGUCAGUUGCCUGCGAUAAGCAACCCUAUUGGGGAAUUCAGAAAAGUGGGAGUAUCGAGCUCAAGUCAAGGUAGUCAGCAGCCGCCGGGGGUUGGCGUUCCAGCUGGUCUGACCAUCAUCACUCAGCCUGGAGCAGUGCAGCAGCAGCCAGCCAGUGUGUCAGCCACCACAUCCAGCCCUGCUCCUCCUCCUGCCACCUCCACGGUGAGCUGCACCUCACGCUUCAGGGUCAUCAAACUCGAUCAUGGUACUGGAGAACCAUUUCGAAGAGGCAGGUGGACAUGUACAGAGUUUUAUGAGAAAGACUCUGAUGGAUCUAAGUCUGCAGAUAGCAUUAGGCAUGCCGCUGCAACAGUGGACCCUAAUGCAGAUAGAGACAGUGGGCUCGGGCAUACUGGAGGGUCUGUGGUUGCCCCGGCAACACACUCAGGUCAGGGCUUGAGCUCUGUGGCGGAUGCUCCACUGUCUUCAGCCCGAAUUAUUUCUGUGGAGACACUACCACCGCAGCAGCAGCUCCACCAUCCAAACUACAGUGCCCGGCAGCAGGGUGUUAGUGGGUCAGCCACGCAGAGCGCUUUCUCCAGCAGUAAGCCCACACCUGUCCCAGCUCAGCAGCCGACAGUGGUAGGUCUCCAGCCCGCUGCACCCCAGAAUGUGCUGCCUGUCGGACAAAAUGGCCUCCCUCAGCCCGGGGUGCAAUUGCAGAAGUCUCCCAUCAUGCCCCCUUCUUCCUCCCAGCCAGUUGGUUACCCUGCACAGCAACAGCAGCUUCCUAUGGGCCAUCACCUGACCGGCCAGCCAUCUGGUCUGCUCCAGAACCAGACAGAGUACUAUCAGCAGCAGCCAGGGCUUUCCACCGGCCAGUCCCUUCCGCUAUCUGGACAAGGACCCUCGUCAGUCAUGCCUCCAGCCUCUGGUGGUGUUUCUGUGCCAAGUCAGGUUGGAGAUGUUGCUGGAGCAGGAGGGGUACCUCUGCCUACUGGACAGCCACCUCCAGCCCUGUUACAGCAGCAGACAGGAGGGAGUGUUGCUGGUUCCAUACUGGUUGGAGGAUCCACUUUACAGCAACAAAGCACGAGUCAGUAUACUACCACUGCUGGACAGCCUCAACCGCACGGCCUCCACUCUGCAUCCUCCAGUGUACAAAAUGUGCCUGCCAUUGCAGCGAGCUCCAGUGUGGCAACCACUGUGCCCGCUGCUGUGCCCAGUGCCUCCAGUGCAGCCAUGCCAAAUGUGACAACCUCCAGUUUGCCUCCAGGUCAGUUUUCCCACAGCAAGAUUCCAGCGGUUUUGGGAGUGCAGGGCCUCCCAGCAGCUGGAAUUGGACAGGUGGAGGGCGCCAGUGGAAGAAAAUCAGAGGGUCUAAUCAACGCACAGUCUCCUGUUGUAUCUGGUAAAGAGCCGGUGAAGCCCUUCAUGCCUGAGAGCCUGCAGCUCGCCACUCCGACAGUCAACAGCCUGUUUGGAAUUCACAUACCCGUCGACGGGGAUGAGGACAGGAACCCUUCCAAGGCUUUCUACCAGGCCUUCCAGUCUGGCAGCAGAUUAAGGGAUUCAAAGCCACACAGUGAUAGUGCCUCCGGAACCAAUGUUGUUGCCAUUGAUAAUAAAAUAGAACAGGCAAUGGACCUAGUGAAAAGCCAUCUGAUGUACGCAGUGCGCGAGGAGGUGGAGGUCUUAAAGGAGCAGAUCAAAGAGCUGUUCGAGAGGAACUCUGUGCUGGAGAGGGAGAACUUCGUGUUGAAAUCUCUGGCCAACAGCGAGCAGCUGUCUCAGCUGUCGGCGCAGACGGCCAGCAGCUCCAGCGGCACCACCCCUCCACAGCAGCAAGGCCUCAGCCAGCCCCCCCAGACCCAGCCGCCGGCCCAGACCCAGCUGCCGGCCCAGACCCAGCCCCAGCCCCAGCCUCUGCCUCAGCCUCCGCUUCAGCCGCCGCAGUCCCACGGCCAGCUCCAACACCACCCCAAACCCCAGCAGCUCCAGACUCAGCCUCAGCUCGACCCCGGCCAACAACUGCAACCCAACGUCACCUCCGCUUGAAGUGCAUCUGCCCCGCCUCGCAACGGGCACAAAAAACAAGAGCGUCGUCUCUAUUACAGUUAGUGUAUGUGAAAUUUAAAAAGAAGAAAAAAAAAAACAAACUUUUGUCUUCUUAGCCACCAGCUUGACCACAAAGUACAGUGCAUGUGUGUGUGUGAGCGUGUGUCUGGGUGAGAUAUCAAGCAAAAGCAAGUGUGACUGCGAAUCGGUGUCGGAAUGUAAGUGUGUAUGCAUCUGUACUGUGGGCCUUUCCAGUGUUAAUGCAAUCAUUGAGAGAGAGACAGACGUAGACAGAGAGAGAGUGUGUAGAGGCAGAGUAUCGGGGAAGGUCAGGCUUUUUUUAAAUCCGCUGGCGACGUUUCAGCACGGGCUGAUCGACUGACUGACUGACUGCUGGGUCCGAGCGUGUGAGGAGGAUGCCUUUUCUUGGACGAGGUCUGAGCCGACCUGACCCGAAACCUGCUCAAACUGUGGGCGUGGACGGGGGAGGGGAGGGCGGAGGGGUUCACCGCUGCCGCCGCCGCCUCCACCUCCUCCCAUUAAGGGACAAACGGAGUGAUUGUCAAAAGAGAGCGAUAUUUUUUUAAAUGAGAUAAUUUGAGUGGGUUAAGGGGGUAUUUUUAGCCUUGCUGUUUCAUGUUGUAAAGUAAGAAGUGGGAGAGAGUUUCUGGAGAGCCACCGCUGCCGUUACUUUUACAUCAAGUCCAACCUUUGCAUCAGUCUUUUUGAGUUCUACUGUUAAGUGUUUUAUUUAUUACAGGGCUGCUAUUUCCAUAAAUGAACAAUUUCCUGAAUCGUGUUUAAACAGUAGCCCAUUGGAUUGUUUUCUCUCUUCUUUUACAGUGUUUUGGAUGAUUGGUUCCCGAGGGCAAUGCUUUAUGUUAAAAAUGUAGGCAAAUUAAAUUCUGACAAAUGUUGAACACUAAAAUAAAAAAUAAAAAAAAAAUAUGCUGCAGUUGCCAAUUCAAAGCUUAAGUCACGAUCCAGUAUGAAUGUAAAGUAUUAAGAGCCUUGAUGGGUGACUCUUCACCUGCUGACAUCAAAUCUUAACGCGGAGAAGGCAUUCAAUGAAGACUUCGAUUCUGUUGGUAGUUUAUCUAAAGGUGAAUUAGUAUUCCUUACUUAUUUCUUUUCUUUCGAUGUUUUUCCUGAGGGGGCCAGGGGGAAAAGCUGUGAAAUCAUUCAACCUACUUUGUAACCAAAGAUGCAAAGCUGUGUAAAUUGAUUAUUUUUAAAUGCACACUCAUGUAUUUUUUUUUUUUUUUUUUUUGUUACUUCCUCCUUCACAAAAUAUUUUGUUGCUGUUCGGCAUGUUCUGCAUGAUCUGUAAUCUUCAAACCACUUUCUUACCUCAUUUUUAUUCAGCACUCUUAUUGUAAGAUAGUCUGUGAACAGUGUAAAUGGGGAAAAUGAUGCAGAGCAGUUGGCAAGAGAGAAAAAAAUAACCUAGUGUUACUGACACUAGUCACAGAAAAUGAAGUGAGCCAUGUUUUGUUCAUUUAAAUGGUGUUUGAAUUUCAUAUGCCAAUAGUUUUGUUACAUUGCAAAUUUUAAUGUAUUUAAAUAAAAGCAAUAUUCAGAUUCCA
Molecule: messenger RNA, 4549 nt
Organism: Sphaeramia orbicularis (orbiculate cardinalfish)
Lineage: Eukaryota; Metazoa; Chordata; Actinopteri; Kurtiformes; Apogonidae
Product: TSC22 domain family protein 2-like
Exons: 4
Coding region: 654-2963 (769 amino acids)
Biological process (GO): regulation of transcription by RNA polymerase II
Source: RefSeq, a predicted model, not a curated record